GACGGAUCAGAACAGCGCUGUGAAGGGAAAAAGAGAGUCACCUAUGGGUAUGCCAUAUACCGGGCCCAGGAAAAGAUAGCCACAGGACGCGGGUCUCUCCACUCGCUUUCACAUGUUUUCGAUGCCGAAGCGAUUGGGGCAUGUAGAGCACUUCAGCACGCGGCUCAGAUAGCAAGACCAACAGAUGCGGUUUAUAUGUGUAUAGAUAGCACUUCAGUA
Molecule: messenger RNA, 219 nt
Organism: Bipolaris maydis ATCC 48331
Lineage: Eukaryota; Fungi; Ascomycota; Dothideomycetes; Pleosporales; Pleosporaceae
Source: RefSeq, a predicted model, not a curated record